AUGUUUCACGGAUUUAUCACCAAAAAUAAAAAGAAACACAUUUUAGAAAGGAGGGUAUACGAAUAUUUGGAAACAUGUCAAUGCGUCAAAUUUACUGGAAUUCUCGCAAAGGGAGAGAAUAUUUUAAAUGUUUCUAAGAAUGGAGAUCUUAUCCUUUUGACCGGCAAAUCCUGGGUUAUUCUGCUAAGCAAAGAAUACGACCUCUUAAACCCGCAUAUUUCUUCGAGUACCUUCCAUGGAAUUUAUUCUUUUUUAGAUGCACUAUCGGGCUCAUGUUGCUGUGAUUAUAACCUUAUAGCAUCUUCCAUUGCCCCGCAAUCUAGGAUGUCGGUUAAAAAACUAGAUUACAAAACAAGAUGCACAUCCUCGCUUUGGUACUCAGACGAUAAUUCCAUUUUUUUAACGUCCGGAGACUACAAAAUUGAUGUUUGGGAUGCAGACGAGUUUGAAAUAGCUUACUCAUUCUCAGAUUUGUCGAGCCUAGUUUCCUCAGUAACACUAUCUAAUCAAAACUCGGCUUAUCCGCAAAUAAUAGCUGGACUAUCUUGCGGCUCUAUUACAUUAUGUGAUACACGGCACGCUUCAGCUUCAAUUUUUUGCAAACCGAGCUUUUCUUCUCCAUUGACGUGUAUAAAAUCCUUGAAACAUAACGAGAACCAAUUGAUAGCGACCUACGAUAAUUUAUUAAUGCUGGUGUGGGAUUUAAGAAGGUUUAACAAACCAUUACAUAAAAUCACGAAUGCUGAUAAGUGUCGAAAUGAUCCAAUAAUUUGGGGAUGCACAGUCAACUCAUCGUCGCAGAACUCAGUAACAAGAGUAUUGCAUGAAAAGGUCUCAGCGGAUUUUAAAUAUGAAGAUGACCUCUGGAAUUAUAUCAGAGACCACGGCUCAGCCCCAAAGAAAUCCAAGUCGCUGUCAUUACCCAUUAGGAAAAACAGUUUUAUGGAUCCAACUAUUAAACACCGAAGAGUUCUCUCCUCCGACCACUCGAUAAAUUAUAGUCGUUAUUUAGAUGAUAAACUUAUGAAUUCUGUAAAAUAUACGAAUGGCGAUUUUAAUGGUAUUGAAAAGGAAUAUAAAAACAAACAAUUAAAAAAAAGAAUAGAAUUGAACUUACAACACACUCCCCCGAAUUUUGCCCCUGACAAUUCCAACUCAAUUAAAUCUCAAAUGGUUCCAGAUAAAAGAUCUGAAGUUUGCACAGAUAUCCAAAUUUCCGAUCAUGAUUUCAAUAUCUACAUAGCACACAAGGGUGGAAUAAUUGAAUGCUAUAACUCGAAUACGUUCAAAUUAUUAAAGACGAUAAACGUAAAGGAGUUUGAUUCAAGCAUGUCAAAUGGAACAACCAAAAGCCAUGACCAGAAGAUUAAGAUCCAACUGAUGUCAGAAGAUUCAGUUUUGGCCUUCAACAACAUGGACCUCGUGGGCUUUGUUAACCUAAGAAAUGAUCAACUCAUUAAGUAUAUCUUGGUUGAAUCAAAAGAUUCUCCACAACGAACAGGCCCAAAUAGAGCAAACCAAAGAUCUUUUUUCCAUGAUAUCCAUUUUGAAAUGGGCAUCAUUAAUGAAUUACAAAGAUUUACUCAGAAUAAUAUGCCAAAUAACCAUGGAGAGCAAGAACAUCGUGGGAACGAAGAAGGCAAUCAGCUUGAUGGACAAGACCUCAUAGCGCAACAAGAAGCGUUAAUUAGAAAUAGACAUUUCGAAAGACAGAGGGGAAAUCGACGCGCUGCCACAGAUGCAGCAAUUACUAGAGGAUUAUCAAACUAUUCGCGCGAAGAAAUUGCGAAAGACAUGAAUAUCAAGGACAUUUCUACGACACCGUCAAUUAGAGAAAUCUACGUUACUAACGGAUGUGGACAGCUUUUUGAAAUUCACACAGGUACUACCUAA
Theileria annulata is the source of this 1893-nucleotide messenger RNA. RefSeq lists its product as uncharacterized. The coding region runs from base 1 to 1893 and encodes 630 amino acids. Gene Ontology annotation, molecular function: protein binding. The record is from RefSeq and is a predicted model, not a curated record. The transcript has 9 exons. NCBI's taxonomy places the organism in Eukaryota, Apicomplexa, Aconoidasida, Piroplasmida, Theileriidae.